AGCCACCAUGUUUAGAGGACUUGGUUGUCACAUCAAAAACAGAAGAAUUAUAUAUUCACUAUGUGUUUAGAGUCUUGGGUAACUCUCCAAAUGUCAAAGAGAUAAAAUGGGCACAGAAUGCAUCGGUGUUAGAUUUGCCAAACGACAAAUAUCGUGGAGGAGGAUUAGCAGAUAAUUGUAUUGAAAUUUUGAGUCCAGGUGAAGAAGACAAGGGAGAAUAUACCUGUACAGUUUCAAAUGCUGUUGGAUCCGUUUCAAAGAGUAUGAAUUUAGACAUACCUAGUGCACAAAUACUUUCAACGUCGAAUUCGAAGGUCAUCUGUGGAUCAGAUACUAGAUUCGACUGUCGCGUAUCUGGAUGUCCUCUUCCUGACAAAGUGGAAUGGCAGAAAAGUCUUGAUGGAACAACUUUUAAUCAUGUUGAUAUCUACGAGAGGAAAUAUUUUGGAAGUAGUACUGAUCCACGUUCUCCGUUUUUACUUUUAUGGCAAACUACUUUAAAUGACCAACAAUAUUAUCAGGUCGUUGUAUGGAAUUUAAUGGGAAAGUGCACGAGCAAUAAGUAUUUCCUACAAAUUACAGGAGAUCGACCAAACAUAUCUGAAGGAACAUGCACCUUACAAGGUCACGCAGUCAAACUGAGAUGUGAUGUCUUUCUUUAUGACGAAUCGCCUACUUUAACUGAUGUGUAUUGGACUAAAGACGGUAUUAAGCUUAACAUUGGCAGAAGCGGUGGGAAAUAUUUGAAAGUGGAUGUAAAUAACCAAUCACUGAUAAUCAACAACGUCAGUUAUAAUGACGCUGGAGAUUAUAAACUUAUUGCUAUCAACGCGGUUGGUGAGACUAGGAGCAAAGGAAUUGUUCUAGGUGUUCCAGAGAUUCUUUUAGAAGAACCUUUUUGCGAGAAAAAAGAAGAUGGAAGCCAGUGGCUUACGACGACAAUUAAAUCAGUACCAGUUCCGCAUGUUGUGAAAUGGAGCAUAAAGGAAAACGAUUCAAACAAUUAUCAAGCAAUCAAUGUUAGUGCUGAAGAAUAUAAUGGAACAACAAGUACUUUUCCCCACCCUGUGUUAGUUAUAAAACAUCCAGAAAAACUAGAAAAUUGCACUUUUAAAAUAGAGGCCAAAAACCGAAUCGGAAAGGUAGAAAUGAUGAUUCCAGGUAAAAUAUGUCAAGACAGUCUGAAGAGAAAACAAAAACGUCCUGGUAAGAUACACUUUAGACUUCUGUUUCACAUGGAUGGUGGAUCUCGUGUUCCGAUUAGCAAAUUGCUUAAUCACCUAGCAGAGAAAUUCCCUACAGAAAAGAUUAAUCAACUAAAAUUUCUCAUUCGAGCAUCCUGCAAUAUUAAAGAACAUACAAAAUUAAAUCAAGCAACAACUGCAGCAGAUUGUUUUUUGGUUCUUUUGGAAGAAGAGAUUAUUACCACAUCUAACGUCAUUGCUAUGCAGUUUUUACUUGAAGAAACAAAAUGUGAAGAACUUGAAAGGAUAUUGGUUGAGUAUGCUAAGAAGAGGAAACUAAUAUAUUAUUACGAGAAGCCAUCAGAAAACGGAUUUAAAAACGUUCGUUUCCACAUAGAUGCAAAUUUACAUCAUUUUAGUUUUGAAGAUGAAACCAAAAUGAAAGAAACCGUCGCCAGUAUAGUUGGAUGUUCUACAGAAGACGUCAGGGUCAAUGGAUAUAUCCGCUCGACUAGUUUUUAUAUGGUUUUAUCGAUCAGAGGAAUUUACAUUGAUAAACUAUUUAGUAUAGAGCAACACGACAAAGACAAACUUAGCAAACUGAACAUCGACUUUUUUGAAGAUGACUUUCGCACAAUAAGCUUGAAAGGAACAACAGGCCCUGCAGCAAUGAAGGAAGAACUGCUGUGCUACUUUAAGCAAGGCAUCAUCGGUCGAUUGAGUCUGCACACCACAGCUUUGUACUCUAGGCAACCUUCUAGCACACACAUCGAAAUUGUGUUGUGGGGACUCGAAACGCAUUACCAGUUAGUGAUAACUUGCGCCACUGGCCAGUUAGUGGAGCGUGAUCACCAACUUGAGACCAGGUUCCAAUGA
This is a messenger RNA of Magallana angulata, 2060 nucleotides long. RefSeq lists its product as uncharacterized. The annotation marks the transcript as partial. Gene Ontology annotation, biological process: cell-cell adhesion; regulation of apoptotic process. The record is from RefSeq and is a predicted model, not a curated record. Gene Ontology annotation, cellular component: cell-cell junction. NCBI's taxonomy places the organism in Eukaryota, Metazoa, Mollusca, Bivalvia, Ostreida, Ostreidae. Gene Ontology annotation, molecular function: cell adhesion molecule binding. The transcript has 9 exons.